CGAGAGGCGGAUUAGUGCCACUUCCAGCUUAAUUAAAUCCAUUUGUUUAAUCUCUCCCUCCUCUCUCUCUCUCUCUCUCUCUCUCUCUCUCUCUCUCUCUCCACCUCCGCCGCAUCCCAAUCCGAUCUCCAGAUCCACCUCCGCGGCCGCCGCCGCCGAGCUCGCCGCGGCGACCUCCCCGCCGGGACCGGGCCCCCGCGAGCUCCGGUUCGGUGUCCGUUUCGUGCCAUUUCAGGCGGGCGGGCGGGGUGCGAGCUAAGCUCGUUUCGGAGCGAGCUCCUGCGCCGCGUCUCUCGCAUUGGGCUUGGUCGUCGCGGGAGAGCUGGGGAAGGUGUCAACCUUUUAGCUCAUUGGGAUUCAUCUGGGCUCGGGUAGUCCGGUGUGGUAACUUCACAUCAUAAUUACCAGAGUUUGAUACUUUGAUGGUGACGAUCUCUAGAUGAUCUGAACAUGGUGAGGAGAUAGAAGUAUCUUGAGUGUUGCAGCAGGGCAGCAAGGAUAUGACUGUCAUGCCAUCUCUGCGCCACCGGGCUGCGGCCAAGAAGCCCAAGUGGAUAAUCAUACUUGUGUCACUGGUUUGUUUUGUGUUGAUUGGGGCCUAUGUGUUCCCACCACGGCGCUAUUCGCAAUGCUACCUCUCUGGUUCUGGUGGGUGCACAGGUUUCAGGGAUUGGCUCCCAUCUGUAACCCGCAGGGAGCGGACUGAUGAGGAGAUCAUUUCAUCUGUGGUCAUUAGGGAUAUUCUUGCAAUGCCGAUGCCAGUGUCAAAAAAUCCAAAGAUUGCUCUUAUGUUCUUGACACCUGGUUCACUGCCCUUUGAGAAAUUAUGGGAAAAAUUUUUACAGGGUCAGGAGGGACGAUACUCCAUCUAUGUUCACGCAUCACGUGAAAAGCCUGUACAUAGUAGUUAUUUGUUUGCUGGUCGUGACAUUCACAGUGACGCGGUAGUAUGGGGAAAGAUUUCAAUGGUUGAUGCAGAGAGGAGACUAUUAGCCAAUGCACUGGCAGAUGUUGAUAACCAAUUCUUUGUGUUGCUUUCAGACAGCUGCGUGCCACUGCAUACAUUUGAUUAUGUCUAUAACUAUCUAAUGGGAACAAAUAUUAGCUUCAUUGAUUGCUUCCGUGACCCUGGGCCUCAUGGAAACGGGAGGUAUUCUCCUGAGAUGUUCCCUGAAAUAGAGGAGAAAGACUUCAGAAAGGGCGCCCAGUGGUUUGCAAUUACACGAAGACAUGCUCUACUGAUUCUGGCAGACAGCCUUUACUACAAAAAGUUCAAGCUAUACUGCAAGCCAGCAGAUGGACGCAACUGUAUUGCGGAUGAGCAUUACUUGCCAACCUUAUUCAACAUGGUAGAUCCUGGUGGAAUUGCUAAUUGGUCAGUUACGCAUGUUGAUUGGUCUGAGGGAAAAUGGCAUCCGAGAUCAUAUAGAGCUGCAGAUGUCACCUACGAUCUAUUAAAGAAUAUAACAGCUGUUGAUGAGAACUUCCAUGUAACAAGUGAUGACAAAAAGCUUGUGACACAAAAGCCAUGCUUAUGGAAUGGAUCGAAGAGACCAUGCUAUCUUUUUGCUAGGAAGUUCUACCCUGAAGCUCUUGACAACCUACUGAAGUUAUUCACCAGUUAUACAUCUGUCUAAGUUCCAUCGAAUUCUUUGUCCUUGGCAUAUGGUCUCAAAAUCCCAUGGGCUCUUUUUUGCUGUUUCUGUAAAUUGCGAAAUCAAUACCUAGAUUUUUACACAUGGAUCUGAUGGACCUAGAGACUACAGACUACAGAAGCAGAUCGUCAUCGCAGCAACUGUGACGACUUGUGAGUUCUUAGUCCCUGGGUAGGGCUGUGGCGAAAUUUGUAGCAAUGACACUGCCCUCACUGUAAUUUAUUGUGUUCUCUUGUAUUAUUACAUUAAUUGUCUUAGUCCAUUGGCUCCAUUCCUUUGAAGAACAGAUAUUUUACAUUUGUCACACCGUUAUUAUACGAUCCAUUCUUUCUAUGGACACAGAUAACAAGAGAA
Messenger RNA from Oryza brachyantha (malo sina), 2009 nucleotides. Its product is annotated as glycosyltransferase BC10-like. Bases 501 to 1637 code for a protein of 378 amino acids. Gene Ontology annotation, cellular component: membrane. Gene Ontology annotation, molecular function: glycosyltransferase activity. The transcript is spliced from 11 exons. Lineage: Eukaryota; Viridiplantae; Streptophyta; Magnoliopsida; Poales; Poaceae. The record is from RefSeq and is a predicted model, not a curated record.